Cordyceps militaris CM01 is the source of this 1116-nucleotide messenger RNA. RefSeq names its product eukaryotic translation initiation factor 3 subunit F. The record is from RefSeq and is a predicted model, not a curated record. Gene Ontology annotation, biological process: translational initiation. Gene Ontology annotation, molecular function: translation initiation factor binding; translation initiation factor activity; metallopeptidase activity. The coding region runs from base 1 to 1116 and encodes 371 amino acids. The transcript is spliced from 2 exons. Gene Ontology annotation, cellular component: eukaryotic translation initiation factor 3 complex, eIF3m. Lineage: Eukaryota; Fungi; Ascomycota; Sordariomycetes; Hypocreales; Cordycipitaceae.
AUGGCUGCCGCGACAGAGCGCUAUAUACAUCUUGCGCGCCCGUUGGCCCACGCCAACGUUGGCAUCCAGACCAACAUUGCGCCCCUCAAUGUCAAUAUUCAGCCCGAGGCCAUCCUUUCGAUCCUCGAUCACGCCGUUCGCCGCGAUGUCCGUGACGGAGCUCAGCCCACGCGCGUCAUUGGUGCCCUAGUAGGCACCCGCUCCGAGGACGGCACCGAAGUCGAGGUCCGCUCGUGCUUUGCCAUCCCGCAUACCGAGGAGGAGGACCAGGUCGAGGUCGACGUCGAAUACCAAAAGAGCAUGCUCGCCCUCACGCUCAAGGCCUCGCCCCGCGAAUCGCUGCUCGGCUGGUACACGACCUCGCACGAGCUCAAUAGCUUCAGCGCCCUCAUCCAAAACUUCUUCGGCAGCCCCGACACCGGCACCUUUCCGCACCCGGCCGUCCACAUGACCAUCUCGACGGAGCCCGGCGAGGACAUUGAGACGCGCUGCUACAUCUCGGCCCCUGUCGCCGUCAACGCCGAGCGCGCCGCCGACAGCUGCCUCUUCAUCCAAGUGCCCCAUAAGAUGCUCUACGGCGACGCCGAGAAGAGCGCCCUCGAGGCCGUCGCCUCGGCCAAGGACGUCGAGUCCCGGACCGUCCCCCUGCCGUCCGACAUUGAGGGCCUCGGCCGCUCCAUCCAGCACACCAUUGGCCUCCUCGACCGCGUGAGCGAGUGGGUGAAUGGCGUCCUCGACGAGGACGAGGAGCCCAACAACGCCCUCGGCCAGUACCUCCUGAGCGCCCUGUCGCUCGCCCCCAAGGUCGACGCCGCCCAGAUUGAGCACGACUUCAACAACCACAUUCAGGACGUCCUGAUGGUCAGCUACCUCGCCAAUUCCAUCCGCACCCAGAUCGACCUCUCCCAGCGACUGGCCACGGCCAACCUCGUCGCCAUUGACAAGGACGGCGAGGGCAAGGCCGGUGAAGGCGAAAAGGGUAACCAGCGCGGUGGCGGCAACAAGCGCGGCGGCCGUGGUGGUGCCCGGGGAGGCGGCCAGCAGCGCGAGCAGCGCGAGCCCAGAGAACACAGGGAACCCAGGGAGCCCCGCGAGCCCCGCGAGCCUACGGAAUAG